Molecule: messenger RNA, 1239 nt
Organism: Aspergillus aculeatus ATCC 16872
Lineage: Eukaryota; Fungi; Ascomycota; Eurotiomycetes; Eurotiales; Aspergillaceae
Product: glycerol-3-phosphate dehydrogenase family protein
Exons: 3
Coding region: 1-1239 (412 amino acids)
Biological process (GO): carbohydrate metabolic process; glycerol-3-phosphate catabolic process
Cellular component (GO): glycerol-3-phosphate dehydrogenase (FAD) complex; cytosol; nucleus
Molecular function (GO): NAD binding; protein homodimerization activity; glycerol-3-phosphate dehydrogenase [NAD(P)+] activity
Source: RefSeq, a predicted model, not a curated record
AUGACGGGUCACACCAGAAAGCACAAGGUCGCCGUGGUCGGCUCAGGAAACUGGGGCUCGACCAUCGCCAAGAUCAUCGCUGAAAACACCAACGAACACCUCGACCUCUUCGAAAAGGAGGUGCGCAUGUGGGUCUUCGACGAAGACAUUGAAAUCCCGGAGUCCUCCAAGCACCACAGCAAGCUAGGCGGCCAGAAGCGCAAACUCACCGAGGUGAUCAACCAAGUCCACGAGAACGUGAAAUACCUGCCAGACAUCGCCCUGCCAGACAAUGUGGUGGCGGACCCAGACCUCAAGUCCACCGUCAAGGAUGCCACGCUGCUCGUCUUCAACCUGCCGCACCAGUUCAUCGGCAAGACGCUGGACGGGAUCGCGGGCCACAUCCUGCCGUACGCGCGCGCCGUCUCCUGCAUCAAGGGGGUGGAUGUCUCCGACGGGACGGUGACGCUGCACUCGGAGCUGAUCAUGGAGCGGCUGGGGAUCUACUGCGGGGCGCUGUCGGGGGCCAACAUCGCGCCCGAGGUCGCGGCGGAGAAGUUCUGCGAGACGACGAUCGGCUACGACGUGCCGCCGAUGGAUCUAAAGGAGCAGGAUGACUCGGCGGAGGCCAACCUGAUCAAGAUCGACGAGCAGCGGCAGUGCAAGGCGAAGCCGACGCACGUCCGGCUCACCCCCGUGCCGCCGGAGCUGCCGCACGUCGACGCCGAGCUGCUGGAGACGCUGUUCGCGCGGCCCUACUUCCAUGUUCACCACGUGCGCGACGUCGCUGGCGUGGCGCUCGGCGGCGCGCUGAAGAACAUCAUUGCCCUCGCGUCGGGCUUCGUCGCCGGCAAGGGCUGGGGCGAGAAUGCCAAGGCCGCCAUCAUGCGCGUCGGCGUCCUCGAGAUGGUCAAGUUCGGCCGGACCUGGUUCCCCAAGUCCGUCGAGGAGCGCACCUUCACCGAGGAGAGCGCCGGCAUGGCCGAUCUGGUCUCCUCCUGCAACGCCGGUCGGAACUACCGGUCGGCCUGCCACGCAGUGGAGCAGGGGGUCAGUGUCAAGGAAAUCGAGGAGAAGGAGCUCAAUGGACAGAAGCUGCAGGGCACGUCCACCGCGUACGAUAUCUAUGAGUUUCUCGAGAAGCAGGGCAAGCUCAAGGAAUUCCCCUUGUUUGUCGCAGUUCACGAUAUCCUUGAAGGCACUGCUAAGGUGGAAGAUCUUCCAGCAUUGAUUGGGGGAAGAAAGAAGAUCGAAGGCUAG